AGGUGAAGUCACACCUACAGUAUGAGCCAUUCUGACAAAUCCUUUGUCGUCAUCCUCAUGUAUAUUGUCUUCCUGCCGAGGAAAAGGAAAAGAAUAGAUUAAAAUUAAAUCAUUGCUUGUUUUUUCUACUGUACUCUGUUCUAAUGAUCACGUCACACGCGGACCGGAAGCAGUCAGGUGGAUUGCCGGAAAUUCCUUUUGUUGACUAUCGGAUAUUUGUUUUUCGGUCUCUUUUUAAGAACAAUUGAUUUACUGUUUUGAUCUAUUUUCUAUUCUUACUUGGUUUAUUGAAUCUUGGCGUGUCAACAACAGAUACAUUACUCGUUUUGGACUGGAAGGUUUUAUAUAGACACCGUAUCAUUGUCUUAAUUGUACUCAGGCCCGAGGCUGGGCUAACUUUAGCCUAGCAUUCACUGACGAGCUAGCGUUAGCUUGUGUUAGCUGUCACUCCAGCUGGCUUAAAAAUCAGCUGCUCACUCAUUUUACUCAUUAAUAAGAACAGUUAAAACAAACACCCAACAACAUGGCAGUUAUUAGCGAAGGUAACCUGAAGAAAAUGCUAAAGCAAUACAAAUACAGAGAUCUGACAGUUCGUGAGAUAACCAAUGUCAUCUCCCAGUACAAGGACUUGAAGCCAGUUAUGGAUGCUUAUGUGUUUAAUGAUGGCUCCACAAGAGACCUGAUGAGCUUGACGGGAACUGUUCCAGUGAGCUACAGAGGCAAUGUCUAUAACAUCCCAGUGUGUCUGUGGUUGCUGGACACUUAUCCCUACAACCCUCCCAUAUGUUUUGUCAAACCCACAAGUGCCAUGAUGAUCAAAACUGGCAAGCACAUCGAUGCCAACGGCAAGAUCUAUCUGCCUUAUCUACAUGAGUGGAAGCAUCCUCAGUCAGACCUGUAUGGUCUGAUUCAGGUGAUGAUUGUGGUGUUUGGAGAGGAGCCUCCUGUGUUUUCUCGCCCAACCACACAAGCCCCCUACCAAGCCUUCCAAGCAGCUGGACCCCCUAACCCUUCCUACAUGCCUGGCAUGCCUGCGGUCUCACCCUACGGCCCAAAUCCUAACCCAGGAGGUUAUCCAGGAUACCAGUACCCAGGGGGCAACUCUUACCCAGCCACUGGUGGACCUGCACACUACCCCACCCAGACUCCAGUUUCCACAGUGGGUCCGAGCAGAGAUGGCACCAUUGGUGAGGACACCAUCCGCGCAUCUCUGAUUUCAGCUGUGAGUGAUAAGCUUCGCUGGAGGAUGAAGGAGGAGAUGGACAGAGCUCAGGCGGAGCUGGACGCCCUGAAGCGAACAGAGGAGGAUCUGAAGAAAGGACAUCAGAAAUUGGAGGAGAUGGUCUCAAGACUGGACCAGGAAGUGACUGAGGUUGACAGGAAUAUUGAACUGUUGAAGAGAAAGGAUGAGGAGCUGAGUGAGGCCUUGGAGAAGAUGGAGAACCAGUCAGAGAACAAUGACAUUGAUGACGUCAUUGUACCCACAGCUCCGCUGUACAAACAGAUCCUGAACCUAUAUGCUGAAGAAAAUGCAAUUGAGGACACCAUCUUCUACCUGGGAGAGGCCCUCCGCAGGGGCGUCAUAGACCUGGAGGUUUUUCUCAAGCAUGUACGACUUCUGUCCAGGAAGCAGUUCCAGCUUCGUGCCCUCAUGCAGAAAGCCCGCAAGACUGCCGGCCUUAGUGACCUCUACUGACCCACACUGGCUACCUGGAAACAUUCAUAUCUCCGUGCUCUCUUACCCUCUUCUCUUCCUCCUCUGUUUUAUUCUCUUUUUAAUGUCUUCUUGUAGUUCAAACAGCUGCCCUCUUUUUAAUCUCUAUGAAAUCUGUUCUUGUGAGACAGAAAUCUGAACAGGAACGACAGAGAAUCCUUAAAAAUACAACAUUUAUGAAGAAUUGGACUGUCUUGUUUAGCACAAAGAAAUUUAAAACUGUUCUACUAGGACAUCAUUUGUAUUUUGAUCUGACCAAAUACUUCUUUGAGAUCAUUAUGCAUUGACAGUCAUGGCCUAUUUGCAAGACAUGACACCAUUACUUUUGUGUCCCAAUAUUAAAUAAAAAACACUGUGACUACAUUGUGAAGCAGGUACUGUAGUUGACACAAAAAGAUGCUUAACACACAUGCCAUAUUGGUAAAAGUGAGGUGCGAGUCUAUUCUGUGUUUUCCCUGAGUGUUUGUGGUGUAUCUGGGUUUUUGCACACUCGGUUAGUGUGUUGACCUGUAUAUGUUGCACUGCAGGGUAGCCCACAGGUUCUGUUAGCAAUCCCUUUGCCAGACAAAGUCAUUUGGCUAGUAAGCACAAAUCGUUAGGGGCUAGUAGAGAGGGGCUUUGUAGAGAGCCCCAUAUGUCCACGCCCUUCAUAAUGAAAAGGUUAGGCUAUGAUAUAAAUAACCAGAGCAACCUUUCAGGAAGGAAACGGGUCUGGGUCAUGUUCAGUAGCCAUGAAGUCAAAGUGAUCGCUUUUCAUACAGUAGAGGAGAUGAUGAACAUGGACCUGAACUGUUUCUUCACUGUCUUGUUCUAGUCUGUUAAUGAGCCACUUGUCCACACUUUGUUUUUCCCUGUUCUGUGUGUAUCUCCUUACAAUGGUGUGAGUGAGGGUCUUUCAUUUUAUGUCAGCUGCUCAGGUCUACCCUCCAGUCUGACUGCAUUUACCAGUCAAUUAUGUACAUUGGUUGUUUUACUCUGUACAGUGUCUCUGUUUAAGGUGGACGGCAGUCUUAACAUACUUUAUUCUAAGGUAUUACAACGGAAAUUCUUCUUGUGAAUAAAGCCGGAGUGUACAAGGAUACAAAAAGAACUAUACUAAUCACAAAGUUAACUUAUGUAAAGUUUGCAAACAGGUCUCAUUUAAAUUAGCCUUUUACUAAAUGCACUUUGAAUUGUAUGAUAGAAUAUUUACUGUUAUUUUUUUCUUUUUUCCAAUUCAACCAUAGACCACCUGUUCUUUUAUAUCUGUAGAUUUAUGUAAAUCAGUACAAAUAAAAUACAUCUGAUUUAAUGGUU
Messenger RNA from Siniperca chuatsi (mandarin fish), 3010 nucleotides. It is a transcript of the gene tsg101a, whose product is annotated as tumor susceptibility 101a. Gene Ontology annotation, cellular component: ESCRT I complex. Bases 524 to 1696 code for a protein of 390 amino acids. The transcript has 10 exons. Gene Ontology annotation, molecular function: ubiquitin binding. Gene Ontology annotation, biological process: protein transport; endosome to lysosome transport; protein modification process. Lineage: Eukaryota; Metazoa; Chordata; Actinopteri; Centrarchiformes; Sinipercidae. The record is from RefSeq and is a predicted model, not a curated record.